Harmonia axyridis is the source of this 1438-nucleotide messenger RNA. RefSeq names its product zinc finger protein OZF-like. The transcript has 3 exons. Bases 187 to 1422 code for a protein of 411 amino acids. Gene Ontology annotation, cellular component: nucleus. Gene Ontology annotation, molecular function: zinc ion binding. NCBI's taxonomy places the organism in Eukaryota, Metazoa, Arthropoda, Insecta, Coleoptera, Coccinellidae. The record is from RefSeq and is a predicted model, not a curated record.
AUAUUUGGUUGGAAUUUUUUGGAUUAUUUAUUUAUUUGCAGUAAGAGUAAAAGAAACCGCAAGUUAUAACUAAGACGGAAUUUUCGUAGGGUGGUGUUCAUGGCAAGAAGGCUCAGCAUAUGAAAUUGAUUAUACAUUUUAUGGUUCUUUCCUUAGGGACAAAUCGGUCAAAGGAAUUUUCGAAAUAUGGAGAAAGAUCUAACACCGAAUUCAUAUGUAUCAAAUAUAAAUGAUAGUUUAUGUAGAACUUGUCUACUCAAUACUAAUUCAUUAGUUCACACUUCCAGUAAAAUUAAUUUAUCAAACAACAAAGAAUUAUUAAUAAUGGAAGUGUUAUCAGAAUGUGGUAUUGAACAGAUUUUAGCCGGUGAUAAAUUCCCAAAGGGGAUGUGUAGGUCAUGCCUUGAGAAACUUCAAAUGAUUUAUGAGUUUAGGAAAAUGUGUGAAGACUCUAAAGAAAAGUUCAUGGAAAUAACCCUCCUAAAUAAAGUUGAGUCUCAAGAAUCUUCAAAAGUCACAAAUUUUAUGAAGCCCUCGAAAGAUUUUCAUUUCGAUCUAGAGGUUGAUAAAGAUGGUGGAAAUGAAGAGGAAUGUUUAAACUUGGCUAAUCAACCGGCAAAAUCUUACGAAUUAUUUUCUUGUCCAAUUUGCCAAAAAGAAUAUACUUCAAAGUAUAACAUGCAUCGUCAUGAAAAAAUUCAUAUUGAUGCUGAAGAAUUCACUUGCAAAAUAUGUAAAAAACAAUUUUCUCGUAGAACUGACGUGAAAAGACAUAUGUCUAUUCAUAGUGGAAAUAAGCCAUAUAUUUGUGUUGUCUGUAAUACUUCAUUCAGCCAGAGUGGAUCACUCUCAAGGCAUAUGAAAGUACAUGAAGAGUUCAAAAAUCUCCCAUGUCCGAAAAAAAGUUCGGAGGUGAUAUCACAUUUAUGUAUGAUGUGUGGAAAAUCAUUUAAGACCUCAUCUAGUUUAUCAAUCCAUUUGAAGAGACAUACAGGAGAGAAAAGCCAUCAAUGUACAAUCUGUGACUUGAGGUUUGUCUGUAGUUCUAGUCUGAGAAAUCAUAUGAGAACUCACACCAAAGAACAACCAUUUAUUUGUACAUUAUGUGGAAAAAGAUUUUCACAUUCAUCAGUACUCAAUAGACAUAUGAGAACUCAUUCUAAAACAAAAUAUUUUUCUUGUGAAGUUUGUCUAAAAAGUUUCUCUACGAAGUAUUAUCUGAGUAUACAUAAAAGACAGCACACUGGGGAGAAACCUUACAAAUGCAAAGAAUGUUUCAAAUGUUUUGCAGAUCCUAAGAAUUAUAAGCAUCAUUUAAGAAUUCAUCUCAAGUUGAAGCCUUAUUCAUGCACUAUUUGUGGCAGAAAUUUCAGAAGGAAGCAUCAUUUGAAUUUUCACAUAGGAAGUCAUUAUAGUAAAUAAAUUCAAUAAGUAUGAA